Molecule: messenger RNA, 994 nt
Organism: Cajanus cajan (pigeon pea)
Lineage: Eukaryota; Viridiplantae; Streptophyta; Magnoliopsida; Fabales; Fabaceae
Source: RefSeq, a predicted model, not a curated record
ACUAGCAAGAACUAUAGAAUAAACAUAACCCACCAUGGCUACUCUGGUUGCUGCUCGAGAUCAUUCUCCACAGGAAGAUGCAGAAGCUCUCUGGAAGGCUGUUAAGGGGUGGGGGACGGAUGAAAAGAGCAUAAUAGAAAUACUGGGUCAUAGAAAUGCUUACCAAAGGCAGCAAAUUAGACAAGCAUUCCAGGACAUUCACCAAGAGGAUCUCAUCAAACGCCUUGAGUCUGAGCUAACUGGUGACUUUGAGAGAGCUGUAUACCGGUGGAUAUUUGAACCUGCAGAACGUUAUGCUGUGUUGGCCAAUGUUGCCAUAAAAAAUGCUAACAAAGACUACCAUGUGAUUGUGGAAAUUGCAUGUGUGCUUCAACCUGAAGAGCUUUUGGGUGUGAGACGAGCCUACCACAAUCGCUACAACCAUUCCUUGGAAGAAGAUGUGGCUGUUCACACCACUGGCCUUCUUCGUCAGCUUUUGGUUGGACUGGUAAGCUCAUUUAGGUAUAGGGGUGAUGAGAUCAAUCUAAGAUUGGCAAAAUCUGAAGCUAACAUUCUUCAAGAAGCUAUCAAAGACAAGAAAGGUAAUCGUGAAGAAAUUAUCAGGAUCCUCAGCACAAGGAGCAAGACCCAACUUGUGGCAACUUUCAAUAGCUACAAAGAUGAAAGAGGAAUUUCUAUUAGCAAGAAACUGUUGGAGGAAACAUCUGAUGACUUUGAUAAGGCUGUGCAUGUUGCCAUUCAUUGCAUCAAUGAUCACAAGAAGUAUUAUGAAAAGGUUUUGCGUAGUGCGAUAAAAGGAGUUGGAACGAAAGAGGAUGAACUAACUCGGGUGUUUGUCACAAGGGCUGAGAAGGAUCUAAAGGACAUCAAAGAGUUAUAUUAUAAGAAAAAUAGUGUGCACCUUGAGGAUGCAGUCGCCAAGGAAGUCUCGAGACACUACAAGAAAUUUCUCCUCACUUUGUUGGGAAAAUAAAAGCUUAAAAAAAAAAAAAAA